This is a messenger RNA of Suillus subaureus, 405 nucleotides long. RefSeq names its product HRDC-like protein. Gene Ontology annotation, molecular function: translation initiation factor binding; nucleotide binding. The transcript is spliced from 5 exons. The record is from RefSeq and is a predicted model, not a curated record. Gene Ontology annotation, biological process: transcription initiation at RNA polymerase II promoter; positive regulation of translational initiation; mRNA export from nucleus in response to heat stress. Gene Ontology annotation, cellular component: P-body; RNA polymerase II, core complex. Lineage: Eukaryota; Fungi; Basidiomycota; Agaricomycetes; Boletales; Suillaceae. The coding region runs from base 1 to 405 and encodes 134 amino acids.
AUGACCACCCGACUACGGCACAGGCCUCUCCUCGAGGAAGAAGAUGCUUCUGCGCUUAAGCUCGGAGCAGAGUUCAACAAUGCUGGUUGCUUACUGAUAUCCGAGGUCAAGUAUCUGCUGGAAAAUAGGGACAAGGAUGCGCCAGACACUGCUGUUUAUAACAAGACCCUCGAAUACGUAAAGACAUUUGCGAAAUUCAACACCACCGAUUCCGCCAGCGCGGUGCGAGAAACACUUCGACGCGAACCCGCAUUGACGCAAUUCGAAACCGCUCAAAUCGCCAAUUUGUGUCCCGUCGAUGCUGAGGAGGCAAAGAGCGUCAUCCCAAGUCUGGUAAAGAUCGAGGAUGAUAGAUUGCAAGCAUUACUCGACGAGAUACAGUUGAUGAGGAAGUUCCAGUCCUGA